This is a messenger RNA of Trichoplusia ni (cabbage looper), 4487 nucleotides long. It is a transcript of the gene sm, whose product is annotated as heterogeneous nuclear ribonucleoprotein L. Gene Ontology annotation, cellular component: nucleus. Gene Ontology annotation, biological process: mRNA processing; regulation of RNA splicing. NCBI's taxonomy places the organism in Eukaryota, Metazoa, Arthropoda, Insecta, Lepidoptera, Noctuidae. The record is from RefSeq and is a predicted model, not a curated record. Bases 90 to 1622 code for a protein of 510 amino acids. Gene Ontology annotation, molecular function: mRNA binding. The transcript is spliced from 16 exons.
GCUCGUGACCGCCGUCGGAGGAGGUAUUGUCGUUUUCGUUUUAUCAAAACGCGUUUCGGUGUGAUUUGUGUUUUGUUUUGUGGUGCACGAUGGCUUACAACGGUAGUGGUGGCAAGAGACUGUGUACAGGGACCGACCUGGACGUCGAAAGGAGUAAUGGCAACAACUACAUGGCGGGCGAGCCGCGGCGAAAGCGCGAGCCGCCGGCGCGGCCCAACCAUAUACUGCUGUACACCAUCAUCAAUCCGGCCUAUCCUAUCACUGUGGACGUCAUACACACAAUCAGCACACCACACGGCCAAGUCCAAAGGAUCGUGGUGUUCAAGAAAAACGGAGUGCAGGCCAUGGUUGAGUUUGAAAGCGUGGAGUCUGCGACGCGAGCGAAGGAGGCGCUACACGGCUGCGACAUAUACUCCGGGUGCUGCACACUCAAAAUCGAGUUCGCAAAGCCUGAAAGAUUGAACGUGUUCAAAAAUGACCAGGAUAGCUGGGACUACACAUUAUCUGAGGACGUACCGCCUGUACAGAGGAGUGCGCCCCUCCUACAGUCGCCACAAUACACGGGGGGGAGGCCACAGCCAUACAAUGCGACGUCGACCCCUCAGCCCACCAGACCGUGCAGCGAAGACUCGUGCAGCCAACACAGCCAACAUUCAUGCGAUCAGUCGCAAAACGAUAUGGACUACGGCAGCGGUGGGCCUCCACCUCCAGGCAUGAUGAAAGAUAGGCAUGGGCCGCCACCGCCACAUCAUCCGCGCGACGGCCGCGGCUACGGUCCGGAGGGCUACGGCGGCGAGGGCUUCGUCCCUCCCCCUCCGAUGCACCACCCCUCCAUGCCCCCACAGAACCAGUGUCCCCUGCUGGCGCAGGGCGGUCCCCCUCAGCAAGGCGCCGUCAUGAUGGUGUACGGGCUCGACCCCCAGACGGUGAACGCUGACCGACUGUUUAACCUGUGCUGUCUCUACGGAAACGUUGUUAGAAUAAAAUUCCUGAAGACAAAAGAAGGCACGGCGAUGGUCCAGAUGGGUGACGGUGUGUCCGUCGAGAGAUGUGUACAGAACCUUAACAAUGUCACUGUUGGCGACUACACGUUGACGCUGGCUUUCUCAAAACAGGCGUACCUAUCGGAGGUGAUGAACCCGUACCCGCUGCCCGACAAGAGCCCCUCGUUUAAGGACUACGUCGGCAACAAGAACAACCGCUUCCUAACGCCCGCCUCCAUACACAAGAACAGAAUACAGCCGCCUUCCAAGGUGCUGCACUUCUUCAACACACCCCCCGACGUGUCGGACGAGCAGCUGCUGCAGGUGUUCAAGGACUACGGCGUCACGCCCCCGCACACCAUCUCCAAGUUCCCGCUCAAGAGCGAGAGAUCAUCGUCUGGCCUGAUGGAGUUCCAGAACAUCUCGCAGUCGGUGAUGGCGAUAAUGGCGUGCAACCACGCGACCAUACAGCAUCCAGGUGCAAAAUUCCCGUUUGUAAUGAAGCUAUGCUUCUCGUCGUCACGGCAAAUCGGCCAAGGGAAGGGCCAGAACCAGAAUAAGAGCCAAAACCAGAACCAGGAUCAGAACAACCAGAGACAAGGCCAAAACAACGGGAUGGCCGAACACGAAUACUACUAACGGCGUUGACGUGGAGCACACACACACACAUAUCAAGACGGACGGCAACACACACACACACAGGCACACGACGAGUGCUGGGAGACGCUAAAGCGAAAUUUUCACCUUCAAAUAAUCAAAAUAUUAUUAUUACAUGAUAAUAGUUACCAUAAAAAAUUCAAAUACCCGAUUGUGGGAGGUGAUUUUUUCGCUCUAGCAACAUUUUUGAAUAAUUCCUUAUUUUUACAAUUUGUGAUCUAGAUCACUCUUAUAAAGACAUUAACAGUUAGUUUUUUUAAUAUAAUUUUAGACACAGUAACAUGAUUUUUUUUCAUAUUAUUACACAUUAUUACAUUUCCAUGUUUUUUUCUUUGUUUUCUUUUUUAUUUAGAGUGGAGCGAUGCUCCGUGAAUGCAUCUUGCAUUUUGUUUAUGGACUUAGCGGUUUAGGUAUCGAUUAAGUAAUAUUCCCAUUUAAUUUGAUUAAUUAGUUUUUAGUUACUUAUUAUUUUUCGUGCCUUUUUCAAACUCAAAUAAUCGACAUUGACAUAAUUGUGAUGAGUUUUGAAGGCGGCACUGUUUCCCGUUUUAAGUGAGGAUUUUUUAGUAAAAAAAAUGAUAUUAGUUUGUGAGUAAUGUUGAAAGUACUUAGUUUUUUCUUUCUUGUUCCCUUAGUAGCGCGCAAAAACGGACUGAGAAAGUAAAGUCCGCGCGUAUUUGUAAUUUAUCUAAAACUUGGUUAAUUUGUAAACGUGACAGUUGUGAAAUGUACAAGAAAUAAAGAAACUGAGGUAUAUUAUAGAAACAAAUUGUUUUAUUUUUGGUUUUUAAUAGACCACGCUUGUGUGCUUGUUCUUAAGUUCGCAACAUUUGUUGAGUAGCGGCGAUCUAUCGACCAUUUUUAAAAUGUUUUAAGAACCAAAAGUAUCUAAAUGUAAGAAAUAGUUUAGCACUCUUUAGAUUAGUAGUAAGUGUCAUUGCAAUGUCAAUUAUAUUCGAUUAGUGAAAAAAAAACAGUAAAGAUUUUCUAAAAAAUUUCUUAAAAAAUAGCGAUGAUUCGACUUAACUUUUGAGUAAUAAGCCUUGCACAAGGAAUAGGAUAAGGUCAGAUUCAGACACCAUAGUCGCGCUGUUCUAAAAAAAACUUUUUGUUUUGUGUCUAGACAUAGAUGUUUGUAUGGUGUGACCUUUGUGGUAGCGUGUCUAUAUUACUGUUUAUGGAUAGAACACUAAGAUUCCUUUACCUUUGUCUAUGCCUUUCCUAGAACAAUUAAUAAUGUCAAAUUACAUAAACAGUGUUAUAGUCAGCAUUCGACUAGUCCUAAAUAUAGCUGAAGUUAAUGUUAUCAGGUAAAUAGAUGCAUAUCUUUUUCUCUAGAAAUAUUUUCGAAUGGAAAACCUAAAUAUUCUAGUAUUAGGACCUUGAUGUCGUGGUAGCUUACAUAUUUUGUGUUGGAUGUACAGAGAAAUAUAUAAAUAUUGUUUCACAUGUCAAUUGAUUGGUAUAAAUAUUGUGUAAUACUGGCUUGAUGACACUAUUCUACUCAAACGUACGAAAACACUCGUCUAGAUGUUAAAAUUGAUUGAUAAUAUAUAUUUAGAAACUCUUGGACUUGAAAAUCAGUUUUAAUGUCUACGCGUAUGCUGCAAGAUGCUUACAACACUGAGACGGCACGGUGGCACAUGAUUAUUGUAUUUUCUUUUCAUUUUAGCCUACAUUUUAUAGGUCUACUACUAGGUCUUGUAGAAACAUGAUAAACAUUAAAAUACAUGUCAACACAAACAAAUUCUUUCAUUUCUUACACAACCAAUGACAUUGAUACAAGUUUUACGAAGACAAGAUUUUAAGGUAACCAAGUAUAGAAAAUACUAUGAAAAUGUAAGUAAUAUUAUUACUAAAAUAUCUGAUGUAGAAUUUGAGAUCUGAAUUACCUCUGUGCGAAUGCUACGCGCAUCUGAAGAUUUUUUUUUAACAAAAAAUCAGCUUUUUUAACCACGGUUUAUUAUCAAUUUUAAAAUUAAAGAAAAAUUAAAUGACAUCUCCGAAUUCAAAUUUGAUUCGUAAAACUUGUGUUGGCGACUGUACAACCUACUUAUCCACAUGCCUUUCAUAACAAUGCUUACCUAUUUUCUUUAAAAACCUUGCAUUUUAAUUCUGUACUAUAAUACUGAGCAAAUUGAUAGUACAUUUUGUUAACACGCCUUGUCAAUUAAACUACUAAAAUAAAAAGCUAUUAAAUUUCCUUGGUACUCGAUCUCUUUGGUACUACAUUAUUUCCCAAAAAUCAGGGAGAUUUUCUAACCUUGCAACCCUUUACAAACCUAGUCAAUUCUACCCAAGAUUUACAAAUUAAUUUAAAUUUCUGUAUAAAGUAUGAAAUUGCUCAAUUUCACUUACAAAAUGGUAAAAAAUCUUUAUAUUAAGCUAAAUACACAGUGGUUAAUAUACUUAGCUUACGGCGACACAUAGGGUUAUACAAGUACUGCAACAGUUUGACGAUUUUACAAUACCCUUGCAAUGACUUUUUAUGUUUCACUAACUUUGUAGUCAAAAAAGUUAAUUUUUCUGCAUUUAACUUGCUCUUAACGAUUAAGGGGAUGUCAUUUUAUAUUAUAAUUACCAUUUAAUGUAAUGUAAUGAAUAUUAUACAAAUUAUAAAAGUAGGUACAAUUCCUCAGGUUUAAGAAAAAGUAACUGUAAAUAAAAUUAUUACAGUUUAUUUGAAGAUGCUUUAUGAAUAAUUAUAAAAGAAGCUAAACAUUUGGGGACACUGAUAAAGUGAUAAACAUGAAAAUAUCUUGAAGCGAAAACUGAUGCAGUAACACACUUGUAACUUAACCUAUACAUGUCACAAAAAUGCAUUUUAAAAUUUUGCACUACACAAAA